Messenger RNA from Vicugna pacos (alpaca), 2271 nucleotides. NCBI's taxonomy places the organism in Eukaryota, Metazoa, Chordata, Mammalia, Artiodactyla, Camelidae. The record is from RefSeq and is a predicted model, not a curated record.
CCGCCCUUCCAGAGGCUCAUCCAGCCGGAGGAGAUGUGGCUGUACCGGAACCCGUACGCGGAGGCCGACUACUUCCCAACCAAGCCGAUGUUUGUGCGUGCGGAGCGGAGCGGCCUGCCUUGCGGCCUCCGGGCUCCUCCCGAGUUCAGUGCUAGGGAGCGGGAGGCGCUCACACUGGCUCCCGGAUGCCCCGUGCAGGGGACAGCACUGCUCCCUCCGCUGAUGUGCUGCUGUUUAAGGCCCAGGUCAUUGCAUUUCUCUCUCCGCUGUCUCUGAUCCUCCUGGCCAAAUGUCUCAAGAAGGCAGACACGGCAGACAGCAGACAAGCCUGCCUGGCUGCCAGCCUUGCCCUGGCCCUGAACGGCGUCUUCACCAACACGAUAAAGCUGAUAGUGGGGAGGCCACGCCCGGACUUCUUCUACCGCUGCUUCCCCGACGGGCAAGCCCGCUCUGACCUGAUGUGCACGGGGGAUAAGGAUGUGGUGAACGAGGGCCGGAAGAGCUUCCCCAGUGGACAUUCUUCCUUUGCAUUUGCUGGCCUGGCCUUCGCGUCCUUCUACCUGGCAGGGAAGCUACACUGCUUCACACCACGAGGCCGAGGGAAAUCCUGGAGGUUCUGUGCCUUUCUGUCACCUCUACUCUUUGCAGCUGUGAUUGCCCUGUCCCGCACCUGUGACUACAAGCAUCACUGGCAAGACGUGCUGGCAGGGUCCGCACUGGGCCUGGUGCUGGCCUACGGCUGCUACCGGCAGUACUUCCCUCCCCUGACGGACGCGGACUGCCACAGGCCACUGGGACACGGCCCUGCACUUCCCACGGCACAGAAGCGGCCCGGUGGCCCUCAUCAGUUUGAUAUUUAGACACAGGAGCAACCUCCAGGAGAACAGAUUUGGUCCAGCCAAUGAGGUGGAAUGACACUGCAGUCCCCCUUGAGUCAUCUUCAAAGAAAUUCAAUUGGGGGUGAAUUCAGCUCUUUCUAGAACAUGUUUUCGGUGUAUCUUUCUCCUUCAGUAAAUGUGAUAUUCAAACAAAAUGGUGAAGGUUGUUUUUGAGAAAUGGAAUAUCUCCAAAGUGAAACAGUGGAUUCCACAUCGGAUACAGUCUCGUGUGUGUGAUAAGCAACACCAGUUCUGUAGCUGGGAAUAUGUAGAAAACGGUACUACUGGAGUUUAAGAAUAGGCUUGGUCAAGAAUCCGCACGUGACCCAGCUGAAGUAGUGCAAACAACAGUGGGAGAAUUUUAAGCCAAGCUUCUUACUCUGUAAUACGCAGCCACGACGCUACCCCAGGUGGACAGACGUAAAGCUCUUUUACAGUCACCUGCCCCUCCCCCCAGGACAGAAACACUUCGUACAAACUGGUGCAUCCAGCCCUCCAGGGGGUGCUGCUCAGCUUUGGUUACAGGAACUCACUCUUGCUUGUCCUUUGGUUCCCUCUUAAAUAGUACUUACUCUGUUAAUAUGAAGAGUAAGUUUAAAUUUGAAGACAAUUUGAUGAAAGCUUCCCCUUUAAUAUAUACUGGAUGCUCCUUAAUUUUCAGUAACCCUUCCAACUCAGUUUAUAUAGUAAGGGAAUAAAGUGUCCCACGUGUCUGAAACUGCUCGCUGGCUGAGGCGGCAUCAGUCCAGCCGCCGGUGGCCCAGGAAGGGCCAGGCUCCGACCUACACCCCAGCCUUACCUCUAGGGGGCCAGUAACCCCCCCUUUCCUUGUCUCUCCAGAAAGGGAUGAAGACCACCGCUGUCGAAGGGAUGGCUUACGUGGAUGUUAAACGCCAGGGCUUUGGACAUUAUAAUACAUUCAUAAGAAAGUUACAAGACACACAGCUCGCCUGCCUGUGCCACUGUGUACACGGGGCCUGUGGGAACCUGAGGGGACUGGGAAGGAUGCUCACAAAGAGAACAGCAAAGGCAACAGCAAGCUGUGACCAGUGACAAAACAGCCCCCCACAGCGGUGAGCAGGUGCCUCAGGAAAAGCCGGUCUCCCCUCACCCGCCUCACCUGACCCUGCAACAGCCGUUCCCAGCCCCAGGGACGCAGCCAGACCGACCUGCUCCACCGCCUCUGCCUGUGCCGGGAGCCUGUGCGGGAGGCAUGCGGGACUGCGGGUGACUGCGGCGGCGUUCUUAAAGGGGACACCGCGCUACCUUCGCCCUGACAGACGCGGCAGGUGACUUGCACAAACUACUUCACCAUCAGUGCUCCGCUAGAAGGUUUUAUUCAAAACCUAAGCGGUCUGUCCAGGCUGUGUAAUUUCAUCAGCUUUUAUAACUU